Molecule: messenger RNA, 4329 nt
Organism: Naegleria gruberi
Lineage: Eukaryota; Heterolobosea; Eutetramitea; Acrasida; Naegleriidae
Exons: 5
Coding region: 1-4329 (1442 amino acids)
Biological process (GO): autophagy of mitochondrion; nucleophagy; autophagosome assembly
Cellular component (GO): phagophore assembly site membrane; Atg12-Atg5-Atg16 complex; cytoplasm
Molecular function (GO): DNA-binding transcription factor activity; sequence-specific DNA binding; protein binding
Source: RefSeq, a predicted model, not a curated record
AUGCAUCCCUUUGAAGGUUACGCAAAAUUAUGUGGGCAAGAUGUUGAAUAUUACUUACAAAAGCUAAAUGUCUCUCUCGGAAGAACACGGGUGCCUGAUCCACAAGUUAUAGAUCCUAAAUCUUUGGCAGAAGAACAGACAGUUGAUGCUAAUCAAAGUUUAAAUUCCACAUUAUCUACUACAGGUCAUUUACAACCUUCUAUUGAAACACUUCAAAGAGUGCUCUGGGAACAAGAUGUAGAUAUUCCUCUAGGUACCAACAAGAAUAUUUCACGUCUCCAUGCCAAAAUAAUUUAUAAUGCUAUAACAAAAUUCUUUGAAUUACACGUGAUAUCAAAGAAUGGUGUAAAAGUUAAUGGAAUUUACUAUCCUCCACAACCACACUCUCAACCAAUCCCACUUCAUAACGGUUAUGAAUUACAAUUAGGUGAUUGUUUCUUGACCUUUAUGCUUCCAAUUAAAAAGAUAACCCAAAGCGAAAUGUAUCAAAUGGUAAACCUGAAAAAGAGAGAUAUGCAAAAUGCAGAUAGAGCUGACAGAGACAAUUCUUCAACAAAUGAUCAAGAUAGACAAGGAAAUGAUAUGAUGAUGACUGACGAGAGUCACACAAGUACUAUGAAUGAUGAAGUUUCUGAUGCUCUUUCAAAAAACUUUCUUAGAGAAAUUGAACCAAUGGACGACCCCAAUGGAGAGUAUGGUUCUUUUUUUCUAAAUGAAGGAAAGAAGAAUAUUUUUUUUAGGAACCUCGGAAAUGGUCUAGCUGGGGGAACACCAAUUAGUAGUGAACAAGCAAAUGUACUUGCAAGAUCAUUGACAACAAGUAUUGGCCCUUCUCUCACUGCAGCAGUAACACAAACUUUAUCUGGAAUUUAUUUAGAAAAUCACUCUGAUUUUAUCAAAUCAUUUCUUUCUAAAUCAAAUGCACCAAGUCCUCAUACGGAAAUGGUUCUGGAGUAUCUUUACAACUCUCCUGAUAUUGAAAAUGCAGAAUCACCUGAGGCAGUUAGUAUGUUAGCGCGAUUAAUGACAGAUAUGGAUAAUAAUAUCGGAUCAAACUUUUCCAACAUGUCCAAGAAUACUAAAAAGCUGUUGCAUAUAGUACUGAAUGCUGCUUUGGCAACAGAACAACAAGAUAUCUUUUCAUCACGAGUUAAUCUUCCUUCAAUUGAUUCACAACCUCCACCAGCCAACAAUUUUACUGCAAUUACCUCAUCUUCACAACCUCUACAAAUGGCCACCACAACAUCAUCAUUAACUUCUCUAAUUCCUCCUCCAAUAUUAUCAUCCUCUCAACAACAACAAACACAAUUGACGGAUGUACCUCCAUCAUCGCAGAGUACAACACAAUUACCACCCGAUGAUGAUUUGGAUGCUUUGGACGAAUUUGAUGAAUUGAUGGCUUUCGUCAAUGCUCCUAUGGAUACAAAUUCUGAACAAUGGCGUUUAUUGAAUCAAAAUUCAAAUGUUCCACCAGUGACAACAACAACUUCCUCUAUUCCUCCUAAUGAUACAACAGUAAACAGUAGUGCUACUACAUCAAAUGUAACUGCACCAACUACUGAAAAGAAGAAAAAGACUACAAAAAAGAAGAAGGAUGAAAAGGAAACCACCACUAAAAAGAAGGAAACAAAGAAGAAGAAGGAUGAUAAAAAAGAGGACAAGAAGGAAGAUAAAAAGGAAGAAAAGAAAGAAGAAAAGGAAAAGAAGAAGAAAAAGAAGAAGGAGGAGCCAUCUACUCCAAAGGAUACUGUCAAACAAGAAGAGCCUGCUGUUUCCACACCAAAAGAUCCCAAUCUUAAGAAACCUGAUAUUUCAUAUUCUACAAUGAUUGCUCAUGCACUCAUGUCAGCAGCUAAUAACAUGAUGCCUCUCAAAUCAAUUUAUUCUUGGAUUUCCACAACUUAUCCAUUCUACGAUCUUGCAGAGACUGGUUGGAAGAGUAGUGUGAGACAUAAUUUGAGCACAAAUUCUAAAUAUUUCCGAAGAGUAUCACCUGAAGAAUGGAGACAAUUAACUGGAGAAGAGAAAAAGUCAAAAUCUAAAAAACAAGGCUCCUCAGAUAAGAAGAUGGCAUUCUCUGUCUAUGCACUUGUGACUGAGCAUUGUGAUGAAGUUUUGGGAACAAAGAAAGCCAAAUCAGACAAGAAGGCAUCCUCUUCUACUUCUUCUUUAACAACGCUUAGUAAUGCUACUACAGCACCAGUUAGUUCAUCAUCUACAUUACCUGCCAAUAGUACUCUUUCUUCUUCUACUAAUGCAACCACUGACCAAACAGCAAUAACCUCAGAAGUGAAAGAAGUUAAGGAAAAAGAAACCAAGAAGAAGAAAUCAUCCACCAGUAGUGCAACAAAGAAGAGAAGUAGAAAAAAGUCCGAAUCUACAGACUUGGAUUUAAAUGAUGGCUUGUUGAACUUUGAUGAAAUUGCACCAUCAAUGAGUUUGGAUAAACCAGAAAAGAAAAAGAAGAAGAAGACUUCUAAAAAAUCAGAAACUCCUACAGCUAGUACAACUCCAGCUGCUGAAUCUUCAACACCUGUGACUCAAACCAAUAACAACAAUAAUACCAAUGUAACUACUCCCCAAUUGUCACAUUCCAGUUCCAAUCAAAACUUCCAACACAGUACUCCAACUAAUCAAAUUUCUAUCACCCAAAAUAUUAUGCCAAAUACAUCUCAACCAUUGGCUCCAAAACAACCAUUCCCUUUGUCAAAUCAAAUUCCUAAUCAAAUUCCACCAAACCAAAUGCCAAAUCAAAUGCCAAACCAAAUGCCAAAUCAGAUGCCAAAUCAAAUACCUAAUCAAAUCCCUCGUCAAAGUACUAAUAACUUGUUGGAAAUGUUUGUUCAGAAUGGAAUGCUAAAUGCCCAAGAACCUUCUUUUCUUAAAAUUUUAUUGGAUGGAAAUGGAGAUUCAUCAGCCAACAAUCCAUUAUCAGCGCUCAUGGGUCAAGGAGGUCAGAAUAUGAAUCCAAACCAAGGACUCAAUACAGCACCACUUGGUAAUAUGGUUGAUUCACAGGGAAAGCAAAUUGACCUUAUUAAUUUACUUUCAAUGGUAACUGGAAUGCCUCAACAACAAAACAUGUCUCAAUCUGGUAUGUCUCAACCACCAAUGCACCAAAACUUUUUAGAUCCAAAUAACAGACUUGUUACACAAGGAAGACCUCCUAAUUGGCCACCUGGUGCAGGCUUACCAAAUCAACUUCAAGGAGGAAGGCCUUCUAUGGGAUCAGUUGUUGGUAUGCAAAAUCCUGGUCAAUUCCCUGUACAAAAUCCAAAUAUGAAUCCAUUAGGUCAUCCAGGAUUUAAUCAAUUCCCAUUUCCCAUGAUGAACUACUCUCAAACACUUCUCAACUUUGAUCCAUCAUCAAUACUGCAGCAACAAGGUAAUGGUGGUAUUCCUCCCAAUAAUAACAAUAAUAAAUACAACAAUAAUUCAGAUGAUGCUUCAAUCAGGAAGCAACUGUGGGAAGGUUCAAUACCAAGUGUAAUCAACAUUAAAUCUGAACACAUAACGUCUUUUCAACAGCCUUUCCCAUAUUUUACAAUGAUUCCUAGACAUUCAUAUUUAUCUUUACUGAUCGAUAAAGUCAAAUCGCAUUAUUCUGAAUUUUCAGGAUUUGAUAGUGAUCAAUUAUGGUUUAGUUUCAAUACUAUUGCUAUGCAAUGGCACGUACCAGCUGGAGUUUUAUAUGAUUUGAUGUAUAUCUUGGAUCCGAAUACACUUAAAUUACCUUGGUCAUUAACAGCAAAUUUUGGAGCUUUUCCAGCAGAUACUGUCAUUCGUUGUAGUAAUGAAGAGGAUGCUCAGUGGAAUUAUCUCAACAAUAUUAAAGAGUGCAUGUAUAUUCGUUUCAACUCUACAUCAGCCAUGAUGACUUUUAGUAAUGAGGAUCAAAAGGAAUUAUGGUCAGCUGUAAAGAGUCAAAACGAACAAGUAUUUUGCAAACUUUUCGAAAAGAUUAAACUUGGAGCUAAAAUUGCUUCCAUUGAUGAUAUGGUUUAUGCCAUUAGAAUUUACACACCACUCAAAAAGGAUUCUAAUAGCUCUGUAAAUUUAACAGAUGAUUCAAAGAAGAAGGAUGUAUUAAAAUAUAAGAAGAAUAUGAUAUGUUUAAAGAGAGACCAAGCUAAACAACUUGAUUUACAAACAUUCUUAAACAAUCAUGUUAUUCCUCAAUUAACCAAAGGUGGAUAUUUUGGAGAUUGUGAAACCAAGAUUGACCGAGUUGUCAUUCAAGGUGUCGAACCUUCCAAGGAAACUGAAAUGUUAUGGCUCUUUGAAAAUUGUGCUCAUCCAGAUGGUUUCUUAUACAUGUGUUGUAAAUAA